ACAGAUAUAAACAGUAAACACUGUUGCAGUGCGAAGUGGGAAAUAGUUUGAGGAGUGUAAAUAUUGCAGUACAACAAAAAGUGUAGAACGGCAAAUACUGCAAAGUGCAAAGGUGAAACGAAGUCUUUAGAUGCCAACCGCUGCUAGCAAGGAGGAAAGGAGCAAAAUAUGUAAAUAAACACUACAACAUAAAUUGUGAGGCUCCAUUGUACUGGAAGUGUGAAGAUGGACGAUGUAUACAGACCAGAUUCAAAUGUGAUGGGAACAAUGAUUGUGGAGACUGGUCAGAUGAAAAGGAUUGUAAUGCAUCCAAGGUAUCCGAUGUGCAAAAGGUCUGCAGUGAUGAGGAUUUUGCAUGUGGUGAUGGCACCUGCAUUCCAGAUAGCUGGGUGUGUGAUGGCCUCAAGGACUGCCAGAACGGCAAUGAUGAAGUUUUGGGCUGUUCUAGAAAGUUAGAUUGUGGCAAAGACUUCCUAUGCUCCAACCACCACUGCAUUCCCAAGGCCUGGGAGUGUGAUGGCAACAAUGACUGUGGGGAUAACAGUGAUGAAGUAAACUGUAAGCCAAAAUAUGUUACUGAGGGCUGCAUGUUGAACAAGAACUUAUUCGGGUGCCAUGACCAGUUGAAAUGUGUCGAAAUUUCCGAAGCCUGUGACGGAACCCCGCACUGCUUGGAUGGUUCGGAUGAAAGCCCCAUGUGCCAGAAAAGCAAAGCUCUGUGCCCCAACCAGGGCUGCAGCUUCAGAUGCCAACCAACACCCAGUGGACCUGUCUGCAUUUGCCCGAUGGGCUUCAACCUGGUUAAUGAAAAGUACUGCACAGACAUUGAUGAGUGCAAGAUGUACGGCAUAUGCCCCCAGAAGUGCAGGAACACACAUGGCAGCUAUGAGUGUUUCUGUGACCAGGGCUACACUUUGCAAAGUGAUAACCACACCUGCACUGUCAAUGAAGGAGAAGCUGUCUUGCUGUUCUCUACGAAAACUGAAGUUUGGGUGUAUUUCAUGCGGAACGAGGUGUACAAGUUGCUGGCAGGUGGGCUGCAGCAUGUGGCAGGAGUGGCUUACGACGGGCUGAACGUCUACUGGACGAGCGUCCGCAAUGGAGAGGAGGCCAUCGUCCAGAGCAACCAUGACGGUUCCAUUACUGAUGUGCUCGUGUCUUCAGGGUCAAUGUUCUGGUCUGACUGGGGCAAGAAUCCAAAGAUUGCGACAGCUGGUAUGGAUGGAUCCUCACCACGGGCCUUCGUGCUCGGUGUGCACUGGCCCAAUGGAAUAACUAUAGACAUUGGCAACGAGCGCUUGUACUGGGUGGAUGCCAAACUGAAGUCAAUAGAAUCUGUCAACUUGGAUGGCAGUGAUCGCAGGGUAAUUCUGGAAACUGCUGUGAAGCACCCAUUCUCGAUUGCAGUCUUCGAGAACACCCUAUAUUGGUCGGACUGGGAAGACCGGCAGAUUGCCUCAUGUCACAAGUUUACGGGGAAGAACUACAGAGUCAUCUUACGCUCACUCAAAAGCCACAUUUAUGGAAUAAAGGUCUACCACCCUGCCCUCCAUCCAUUGAUGGAGAAUCCCUGCAAAGAUGCUACCUGCAGUGAUAUUUGUAUGCUGGCCCCUAACAACUCUUACACAUGUGCCUGCCCUGUGGAAAAGGAACUUGGUUUUGAUCAGCAUUCAUGCAGAGUUGUUCUGAAGAAGGAAGUAGUGGUGGCAGUGGCUGGGAACCGCAUAAUCAAGGUGGAGCAUCAGCUGCUGGGCCGGCACACUCAGUCAGUUGUGCCGGCCAAGAGCAUCCACCAUGUCAGUGCAGUCGUCUACAGCUCCGUGGAUGAUGUGCUAAUAAUGAGCGAGAGUGAAGAGAAGAAAUUGUUCUCAAUGGCGAUGUCUACUAAUUUAAUUAGACCACUUCUCGAGAAAGGAAUUGGGAGGAUUACGAGCUUGUCAUACGAUUCGUAUGGUAACAAUGUGUACUGGAGCGAUGCUGAGCUCGCAACAGUGAGUGCGAUGAGCAUGAACACGAAGACUGUGGCUGUGUUGUUAAGAAGCACGGGGGCUGAACCGCCACUGAGUGUAGCCGUCGUCCCAGAUCAGGGAUACAUGUUUGUGGCUUUCGGUUCGUCUUCACAUGUGCAUGUGGACAAGAUCCUGAUGGACGGUUCUGGACAGCGCGUCCAUGUGCUGGAGGAAGUGUCGGGGCCCUAUGUGACACUCUGGUACGACAGCAGCCUGGACAGAGUCUUUGUGGCAGAUUCAGGGAUGAACACCAUAGGAAGUCUUGCCUCUGAUGGUAUUGACCACCACAUCUUCAAGAGGCUGUCGGGGUCUCCGACGUCAGUAACUGCUCUGGGGCAGGAUCUGUUCUGGACCAUCCACGGCCAGCGCAGCUUGUACUGGGCCAACAAAUUCGAUGGUGCUUCCAAAGUGAAGAAGAUUGACCUUAUGGCUGUGGAGGACACUUACCACGUAGUGCUGACGGCUGUGAGGGGAGUGGCAUUUCUGCCGUACCAUCCGUGCCAUCAGGGGAAUGGUGGCUGCAGCCACCUGUGCCUCGUGAGGGGGCAGAAGCAGGUGUGUGGCUGUCCCGAGGGCAUGUUGCUGCAGGAUAACGUAACGUGCCUCGUGCCAGCAGGGUGCAGGGCAGACGAGUUCCACUGCGAACGUGACAAGUGGUGCAUACCUGCCUCUCACAGAUGCAAUGGUGUAAAUGACUGCCCGAGUGGAGAGGAUGAGAAAAACUGCAAAGUGUGUUGGGAGCACGAGUUUGCCUGCAGUAACGGGCAAUGUGUGCCUCUGGAGGGGAAAUGUGAUGGCAUUGUGCAGUGCUCAGAUGGGUCAGACGAACGGGAUUGUGAAGUUGGGAUAUGUGACACAGAGACAGAGUUUGAGUGUAGAAAUGGAAGGUGUGUAGCUCAGAGCUUACGGUGUGACCUCACAGAGGACUGUAAUGAUGGCUCUGAUGAAGAAAACUGUGACAAAGUUAUAUGUGGAGAAUCGGAGUUCAGGUGCCAUUCCGGAGCUUGCAUACCGGACACCUGGGAAUGUGAUGGGGAAGUGAAUUGCCCAGACUCGACAGAUGAACAUGAGAAUUGCACGACAGCUACCUGUGAUCCCGAGGAGUUCUCCUGCAGAAAUGGAUACUGCUUGGACAAGCAGCUGGUGUGUAACCUGGUAGACGACUGUGGCGACGACUCAGACGAGAGUGAUUGCCGGCGGUCGGGUGCAAGAAUUGAAAGUGUCACGUGCAGUGAGGAAGAGUUCAGUUGCUGGUCUCGGCAGGGGCUGUGUGUUCCUCUGGGGCAGAGAUGUGAUGGCAGUGUGGACUGCCCGAAGGCAGAAGAUGAACGGGACUGUGUGUGUGCUGCAGACGAGUUCGAGUGUAAGAAUGGAAAGUGCAUCUCGAUCAGCUGGCUGUGUGAUCAGAGGGAUGACUGUGGGGAUGCCACAGAUGAGGAUCCCAGUAGGUGCAUCAGUCUGAAUACAGGGGAAGAAGAAAAAGCUGUGUGCAAAGGAUUUGAAUGUGACGCUGGCAAAUGUGUAGAGUUAGAACAGCUUUGUGAUGGCAACAGAGACUGUGAAGAUGGCAGUGACGAAGGCGGCAAAUGUGGCAAGGCUUGUGUGGGGCACCCGUGCGAUGGGGAAUGUCGGGCGACCCCAGCAGGCCCACACUGUUACUGCACGGCUGGCUACGAGCUCGGGCAGGACGGAAAGAGCUGCCACGACGUGGACGAGUGCCGAGAUCGGCCCCCAGUCUGCUCGCAGGUCUGCAACAACAGCCCAGGUAGCUUCUCCUGUAGCUGUGUUGCUGGCUUCAUGCUCCGCCUGGAUAAGGUGUCCUGCAAGGCAACAGGGCCCAUCAUGGAGUAUGUGUUGGUGACGGGAGGGGGCCAAAUUAGGAAGGUGUCGCAGUCUCUGGCCAGCGUGGAUGUGUUGCACAAGCACCAGUUCCUGAGGGUCACAGGUCUGGAUGUCGAUGCCAGGGAGUACGCCAUCUGCUGGAGCACUCGGGAAACGGCAACAAUUUACUGCCAGUCACUGAAGACCCACAACAGGACGUACGUGGAAGGGGUAGGUAACCCAACAGAGGUGGCAAUAGACUGGAUCACAAAGAACAUCUACUAUGUGAAUGAUGUGCCUGUUGGGCAAAGUGACAUACAGGUGUGCCACCUGACUGAGAAGCUCUGUGCUGUUGUGGUGACUGCCGAACGUGGCAGUAAGAUUGGCAACAUUGCAGUAGAUCCACUUGGUGGAUAUCUGUUUUGGACAGAAAUGAGCACUUUGAUAAAAAAUGGAGUGGCUGGCAGCAUUAGGAGGGCAGACCUUGCCGGAGGCAGCAGGACAGUUCUGGUGCAGUCGGGCCUUGGUUUGCUGAGUGGCCUGGCUCUGGACACGGUGCGGCGCACCAUCUACUGGACGGACACCUCCUUCCAGGUUGUAGAGUCAGCGACAUAUGACGGCGAAGAGAGGACAGCAGAGUUCACAUCGGAGGUAAAGAGACCCAAAAGGCUGGUGCUGUUUGAGGAUGAGCUCUACUGGCUGCCAGAGCAUUCGGGCUUUGUGAUGAAAUGCAAGCUUUUCGCAAAGGUAAAGAGGUGUCGGAGCAUCCACAUAAACGUCUAUGACGGAGACUACCUGACCAUCUUGCAGCAGUCACGGCAGAGAGCUGGCACGAACCCCUGCGAGCAUCACCACUGCUCCCAUAUGUGCGCAAUCACUCCUCAAGGUGCCAAGUGCCUGUGUGCAGACGGGCAGAUUGUAGGUGAAAACAUCCGCUGCAAGAAUGAGGGUGCAAAGGCCUCAGAACCGCGAUUUGUCCUCCCAGGAAUUGUGGGUGGUUUGAAAACCACUACGGUUGCUGACUGGCUGAGUGAAAAGUCUGAUACCUCUGUGCUGAUAGCACUUGUGAUUGUGCUGUUGGUGGUGUGCCUGGCGGCUGUUGUGUACUACAUAUACAAGAGGCAGCUGGUCACAUUCAGGGACUUGGAUUCAAGGAUUUGCUUCAAGAAAUCUGGAUUUACUGGUAGUAGGCAACCUACAUCUGCUUCAAAAAGUGCCAGAGCUUCUUAUUCCGCUGGACAAGAGUUUGUGAACCUACUAGAGGGUGAUUUCAUCUCAGAUCGUACAGAUCAAGAGUGAAUGUGUCAAGUCACUAUUUCAAACUUUGCUUAAAAAAGAUAUGUGUUAAGUUCCACAUGGUACCUCUCCAAAACUACAAUGUUUUGAUUUUCUGAUAUUUUACAAACCUCUCUAAAUGAGAGUAUUUAUGAAAAUGUUGUAACCAUAGGGAAAAUUGAAAAAAAGAAACCAAAAGUGAUGGAGAUCAAAGUUUAUUUUCAAUAAAUAUUGUUUUUCCAAUACUAAAAGACAUAAUACACACACUUCUUAGCUUUUCAUUCUUUAAAUCAAACUACAAAAAUUUAACGUUUUGCAAAUUUCAAAAUUAUUUUGAAAAGAUGAAUAGUCACAGGAUGUUGACUGUCUUGAAAAAUGAAGUGGAAGCCUUACUAACUGUCAGCUAUGAUUUUAAUGCAUGAAAUUCUUAAACUGUCAAAAUAUU
This is a messenger RNA of Schistocerca piceifrons (Central American locust), 5550 nucleotides long. RefSeq names its product vitellogenin receptor-like. Gene Ontology annotation, molecular function: calcium ion binding; protein binding. The record is from RefSeq and is a predicted model, not a curated record. NCBI's taxonomy places the organism in Eukaryota, Metazoa, Arthropoda, Insecta, Orthoptera, Acrididae.